This is a messenger RNA of Alternaria hordeiaustralica, 693 nucleotides long. RefSeq lists its product as uncharacterized. The record is from RefSeq and is a predicted model, not a curated record. NCBI's taxonomy places the organism in Eukaryota, Fungi, Ascomycota, Dothideomycetes, Pleosporales, Pleosporaceae. The transcript has 2 exons. Bases 1 to 693 code for a protein of 230 amino acids.
AUGUCGUACCGCUCGACUGACGCCGGCACUCGAAACUGGAGCGACAGCGAUGGCGGUGAGCUGAGCGACUAUGACCAUCAGAGCUGGUCAGACUACGAGGCUGGCUAUGACUACGAAGGAUCUGAAGAUGCUGGUCCAGCUGCUGAGAGCGAGUACGGCAAGGACGACGAGAAACAGAGCGAGCUCGAAGAGGAGGAUGACCCGGAACCGAUCGAAACGGUAGCGGCAGAACCGGAGUCAAAACUCGCAACAGCCAUGAAAGCCAACAGACGCGUCAUCAAAGAUCUCAUGAAGAUCAGCCGUAUCAAAUGGGAAGAAAACAUCGAAGAAGCCGACGAAUCCCACGCAGCAGAAAUCAAGUCACUAGGCGAACGGCGCGAACAAAUCAAGGGACACGAGCACAUCCUACGCAAACGUACCAGAGUUCACAAGCGCUUCCGUCGAGCUGUCGCUCCGAUCCACAACGCACUUCGCAAGGAAGACCAUCAAGAGUGCAUUCUCAUCUCAGAGUUCUUCGACGCGGUUAAAACUGAGAGGACGGCUAUCGAACUUAGGCGGGCUGACAAGAUCAAGAAGGCUGAAGAGGUACAUGUGCAGGAGUAUGAGGCGCUGGUUGAGCUGCUGCGAGGCCUUCAGGUCAUGGCUAGGCUUUCUGGUGUUGAGCUUGAUGUGGAGGAGGAUGGAGAUGAUUGA